Messenger RNA from Cryptomeria japonica (Japanese cedar), 2394 nucleotides. RefSeq names its product extensin-2-like. Lineage: Eukaryota; Viridiplantae; Streptophyta; Pinopsida; Cupressales; Cupressaceae. The record is from RefSeq and is a predicted model, not a curated record. The transcript has a single exon. The coding region runs from base 63 to 2372 and encodes 769 amino acids.
GCUAGUUCUGUCAAGUGCAGUAGAUUAGCACAGAGAUUGGGUACUGGUGUUUUGGCUCGACAAUGGCGGAGUUUCAAUGGGGAGGAGGCGGUAGCCUCUGCCCCCGGCUUAUUACACUGCUGCUGCUGGGAUUCAUUGCCAUCAUUAGCAAUGCUGCUUCUGCAAAUGCUGAGGAGGGCCGUAUUCUGAGUGAAUAUGAGUACAAAUCUCCCCCUCCUCCAUCACCAUCUCCUCCUCCUCCUUAUUACUACAAGUCUCCACCCCCUCCAUCACCAUCUCCUCCUCCACCUUAUUACUACAAAUCCCCACCCCCUCCAUCACCAUCUCCUCCUCCACCUUACUACUACAAGUCUCCAACACCUCCAUCCCCAUCUCCUCCUCCCCCUUACUACUACAAGUCUCCACCCCCACCAUCACCAUCUCCACCUCCCCCUUAUUACUACAACUCCCCACCCCCUCCCUCGCCAUCUCCUCCUCCCCCUUACUACUACAAGUCUCCGCCCCCACCAUCACCAUCUCCACCUCCCCCAUACUACUACAAGUCUCCACCUCCUCCCUCACCAUAUCCUCCUCCCCCUUACUACUACAAGUCCCCACCUCCUCCCUCACCAUCUCCUCCUCCCCCUUACUACUACAAGUCCCCACCUCCUCCCUCACCAUCUCCUCCUCCCCCUUACUACUAUAAGUCCCCACCUCCUCCCUCACCAUCUCCUCCUCCCCCUUACUACUACAAGUCCCCACCUCCUCCCUCACCAUCUCCCCCUCCUCCUUACUACUACAAGUCUCCACCCCCACCAUCACCAUCUCCACCUCCUCUUUACUAUUACAAGUCUCCACCCCCACCAUCACCAUAUCCUCCUCCUCCCUAUUACUACAAGUCUCCACCCCCUCCCUCACCAUCUCCUCCUCCUCCUUACUACUAUAAAUCUCCACCCCCUCCCUCACCGUCUCCACCUCCUCCUUAUUACUACAAGUCUCCUCCACCACCCUCACCCUCACCUCCACCACCAUACUACUACAAGUCCCCACCUCCACCAUCAUCACACUCUCCUCCACCUUGUUAUUACAAGCCUCCCCAUCAUAGCCACCACCAUCACAAGCAUCACCACCAUCAAAAACACCACAAUUCCCCACUUCCACCAUCACCACCAACCCAUGAAUCAUAUUACUAUAAGUCUCCACCUCCACCAUCACCUUCCUCUCAUCCAUCAUACUAUUACAAGUCCCCUCCUCCACCGACAUACUAUUACAAGUCCCCACCACCACCAUCACACUCUCCUCCUCCCCCAUACUACUACAAAUCACCUCCUCCUCCAUCCCCUUCACCUCCACCUCCUUAUUACUAUAAGUCGCCCCCUCCUCCAUCACCAUCACCCUCUCCAGUGUACUACUAUAAGUCACCCCCUCCACCAUCUCCCUCACCACCACCAACCUAUUACUACAAGUCACCUCCUCCUCCAUCUCCCUCACCUCCACUGCCCUACUACUACAAGUCACCUCCCCCUCCAUCACCAUCUCCACCUCCACCAUACUACUACAAGUCUCCACCCCCUCCCUCACCAUCACCCCCACCACCACCAUCACCUUCUCCUCCUCCUCCAUACUACUACAAGUCCCCACCCCCACCAUCACCUUCCCCUCCCCCACCAUACUACUACAAGUCCCCUCCUCUGCCAUCACCUUCUCCUCCACCACCAUACUAUUACAAAUCCCCACCACCACCAUCACCCUCUCCUCCUCCUCCAUAUUACUACAAGUCACCUCCUCCUCCAUCCCCUUCCCCUCCACCUCCUUAUUACUACAAGUCACCCCCUCCUCCUUCACCAUCUCCCCCUCCACCAUACUACUACAAAUCUCCUCCUCCACCAUCUCCUUCACCUCCACCUCCAUACUAUUACAAGUCUCCUCCUCCACCCUCUCCUUCUCCUCCUCCACCUUACUACUACAAGUCACCCCCUCCUCCAUCCCCUUCACCACCACCUCCUUACUACUACAAAUCUCCUCCCCCGCCAUCUCCUUCACCCCCACCUCCCUACUACUACAAGUCUCCUCCCCCACCAUCCCCUUCACCCCCACCAUCCCCUUCACCCCCACCUCCCUACUACUACAAGUCUCCUCCCCCACCAUCGCCUUCACCCCCACCUCCCUACUACUACAAGUCUCCUCCCCCACCAUCCCCUUCACCCCCACCUCCCUACUACUACAAGUCUCCUCCCCCACCAUCCCCUUCACCUCCACCUCCCUACUACUACAAGUCCCCACCACCUCCAUCUCCUUCCCCACCACCACCAUAUUACUACAAGUCGCCACCUCCUCCAUCUCCUUCUCCUCCUCCCCCAUACUAUUACCAUUCUCCACCUCCACCACUAUAGACUUUCACCACCAAGAGUUUUC